Molecule: messenger RNA, 7012 nt
Organism: Protopterus annectens (West African lungfish)
Lineage: Eukaryota; Metazoa; Chordata; Ceratodontiformes; Protopteridae
Product: Alstrom syndrome protein 1 homolog
Exons: 4
Coding region: 9-392 (127 amino acids)
Biological process (GO): regulation of centriole replication
Cellular component (GO): centrosome; cytosol; centriole
Source: RefSeq, a predicted model, not a curated record
CUUUGGAGAUGCGGCGGCCAGAUUUCAUUUCACAUUCAAGAGAACGUGUAAAAAGACUAGAACUGGUAGCAGAGGAGAGAAAAUUGCAGCGUGUCUUUCAGAGAGAACGAGAGAGGCUGUUCAGCCAUCCUACGCACAGAAGUGAUUGGAAACCGAAAGCUGCUAAUUCGGAUGUUGGCAGAGAUAUUGCACUCUUAGAGAAGAAGAGGUCAAUUCCAUGGAAGGAAAUGGUUAGCAGAUCGAAACGAGCUUAUGAUCAGCUUCCAGAAGUGCAACAGAGGCGCAAGGAAGAAAAAAGAAAAGCGGAAUACACAUCAUACCGACUAAAGGCAGAACUCUUUAAAAAGAGAGUCACCAAUCAUGUUUUGGGAAGAAAAACGCCAUGGAAUUGACAGCAUCACCUGUGUUCUGACUGAGAAGCCUUGUGGCCUGUCUUCAUCAUGGAUCGGAUGUCACCGCACACCAUUAAAAAAAAGCUUUUAGCGGUAGUAUCUCACAUGUUUUGCUGGGCAGAAUAUUUGUUUUCUGUUGGAAACUACAAUCCCACAGAGUCACCACUUGAUCCAGAGCCUUUGAGUAUAAAGUUCAUCAGAAUUGGACAUCUCACACAGAAUGUGUUGUAUACUGGGUUUGGCAUUGUCAGCCUGAGUGCUAAAAUGCCUUUUUAGUUCUGCUGUGUAGGUAGAGGGUUAGGUAUAAUGAUGAUUCAGACCUUAUUUGUAAUGAUCCAGGUAAUGCUGGGGAAUCAUGACCUCUCAGCACACUGUUAGCACCAUCUCCUCAUGAGAAUCUCAUCCCCAGAUGAAUCAAAGAGGUGGUUCAUCCAGGUCCCAAGUCCUUUACACAAAAGUAAAUUUCCAAACCAACCAUGUAGCAGGAUUAGCUUAUCAUUCUGCAUUAGUACUGCAACAUAAAACAGCAAGAGUCUUACUGGAAGUGUAUGUUUUUACAUAUUUGACAACCAGGUAGUUCAACUGGCCAGAAAGCUAUGUGUAUUCACAUGUGUUCCUGUUCCAGUAAGUCUAAACUUUUCCUAGUUGUUACCUGGAAGAACUUAUUUCCACCAAUAAAAGUUUAAUUUCUUCAGAACCAUAUACAAAACCUGCUUUCAUGCGGAGCAGUUCUUUACUCGUGUUGGGAGAUGGACUGUCUUACUUGGGUCUAAGACCAGAACCUCCUUUUAGGGGACUGCAAAACUACAUUAUAGCACUGAAGUCUCAAGUUAACUUGAAAGUUGGAAUACAUUGUUAAAUGAAGCUAUCUGAUGCCAACAUUAAAGUCUGGAAUACCCUUUGUAUCUGUAAAUGUCCCUCACUAAGGAAAGUGAACUGGUUGACCUGUGUAGAAGCUGAAAGCUGUUUUUAAUACUAGACUAAUUAGAUGAUAGAAAACUUAAGCUUCAGCUGUGCGAUUAAUUAGGUGAGUGAAAACUUAAGUUUCAGCUGUGCAAUUUCUAACAUAUAUCAUGAUGUAAAAUGAAGGGUUUUUUUUUAUUUUAUCAGUUUUUAGUGUUUGUGACAUUUUAUUCAUCACCCAAACACUCCUUUUAUCGUUAUGUUUGAUUUGGAAUUUCUGCACUAAAUGAAAAUACAACAUUCUCAGGAUGCAGUUACAGAGUAUGUAGGGCAGCAGUAGCAUUAAGCUGUUUCAGGGAAAUCUUUGACUUGGGAGAUUUAUGUGACUCUCUUGUUACAAAAAGCACCAACCUUGCUUGAAGGCCCCCAGUGAAAUAGGAAUGUUUGGGUACAUCUUGUCCUCCUUUAACCUCUACAUGACAUCCACAUACCGAGGCUAAGAUGCAUGUUUGUCUCCAAGAUUCCCAUUCAUUUCUUAAUGCUUAUCCAGUUUGAAUCUCCUUUUAAUGUGUUUCAGUUAGUUAAAAGACAAGUUUUUGAUAUCUAAAAAAGCUUGAACUUUCCAACCUUCCUGCAGUUCUCAGAUCACAAGUCAGGGCCUUUGUGUGUUACUUCAGAGCACGAUCAUCUGUUUUCAUAAGUGCCAGCUCUUCAGCCGCGUAACUGUCAUGUUCAUCUUCCACUGCUUACCAGUGAUAAGAGUAGGCUCAACAUUUGAAAUAUCCAGAGGACUUACCUAGGGAUUCCAGCACACAACAUAAAAGGUUUCUGGUAAGGAAUUCAGAAUCCAGAUUUGAGCCUAGAUCUGGCUUUUCUUUAGUCAGUUUCAUCACCUGUAGCCUCUUAUCCCUUGUAUGUGAAAUUAUUUUUCAUGAAGUCUGAAGUUUCUUUCCCAGUACUCCUCUAGGAUUGUGUAUAAUGUUUAUUUACGGGACAUUCCUGCCUCUUUAGCAGCUGCUAUUAAGAAUGACUUCAAGUGUGGAUGCUGCAUUUCUAUGCUAAACAGAGCAAGAAGUUUCUCCGAAAUAAGAAAUAAGCAGGUCGUUAGUCACAACUGUGUAUUUCUUGGUGUGAAAUUAGACCUGGGGACCAAUUCCCACCCAGCAAGUAGUUGGCUACUAACCAGCAAGGGAUGAGAUGGUCCCAAAGGUCUGCCAUAUCCAUUUUUGGGUCAGUCUUCCCUUGUUCCGAUACUAAACUUUGCUAACUUUUGCAGCAUAUAGGAAUAAGUGACGGAAUGGAUAAUAAAAACAUUUCAGUAGUUAAUUUAGAUAGUGGUAUUAAGUUUUGCACCAGCUUGCCAGUCCCUUGAACUAUCAGUGGUAAACACCGUCCUGAUAUUUAUUUGUCUGAUGUUAUGCUCAAUGCUGAUCAAGCUUUGCAGUCUUUGCCAGUUCCAGUAGAAUAGAUCCCUUACUAUGGCUCAGGUGACUCAAGGUCAGUAGGCAGCUUUGGCACUUGAUGCAGCUAGCAGGGAAAGAUUGUUGUGCUUGUCCUAGGAGAAAGGAGGGGACAGUCUGUGACCAUACAAUGUCACAGUCCAUUGAAGAAAGCCUGGCAUUUCAGAAGGCAGUCGUACAAGUGGAUGUUCAACCACCAAGCCACUUUGGUGGUAGCUCUCCUCUCGUGCACACAGCAGCAGCCAUUAUAGUUCUCUCAGUGAUGUGGGUUGUCCACCCUCCCUAACAUCCAGGCAAGGGGGGGUUAGACCUAACAAAAUACAUCCUUAUUGCUAGAAUGCCCACUAGGGCACAAACCACAACUGAGGUUGCCUGUGUGAUGACCUUCCCUGGCCACCUGUCCUCAUCUGUUUUGAAGAAACAGGAUGAUGGAAACAAGUUGGGCAUGGUUGAUAAGGAGAUACUUGAUGUCAGCAGGUUCAGUAGUAAGAAGCAUAUUAAAAAAAGCUUGCAGCCUGCACUGCUCUGCAACCCCUCCCAGAGGAAGAGUGCCGUAGCUACCCCACAGGUUCAGAUGCUAACAAGAAGGUCUUUUCCUUCUCUACAUCCUUGGCAGUCAUUGAAGAAUCUAGGGCUGAAGGUUUCUGUUCUCCAGACUGACAGGUAUAUCAGUACUUUUCCAGAGGACUUCUUCAGACUCAUAAUAUCCAGUCAAGAGUGACUGAUUGUCUGCUCCUUGCUCUUCCAUUCAGAAGCAUCUUAAUUUUUAUAUUGGGAUUAAAAAAGAGUAACAGUGAAGCUUGUGACUGGUGUUGACACAAUUGCCAUUUGGAAACAUUUAGAUCUUUGUCACCUGACAUCUAAGGCAGUGAUGAGUUACUUUUUCAUUUCUUUUCAAGAAAUGAUUGAAGACCUCCUAAAGAGGGAUGAGGCUCCUUAGAGUUUGCAGUUUAGUCACCCCUUUCCUCCUCUGCUAAGCUUCUUUAGUCAUUUAGAAGCAGAAAAAAAAUAAUGGGCCAAGCAGACCCUAACCGCACCCUUGCCCUCCCCCUAUUCACAUAAAAGUCUGUUAAGCGAAGACUUCAUUUUGUCUCGUGACUUACCUGAUUGUUAUACUCAGGCUGCAUUGGUGGAAAGGUAAUUUUCUAUAUUCUUCUCAGCCUGCAGAGCCAUAACCAAGAAAGGCACUACAGAUGGGUUCUGGAUGUCAUCCUUUAGUAAAACAGCUGCACUCAGAGGAUUUGCUGAGAAACUUCUAAUCGCUGUUUGCUAGAAUCUAUAGAGAUUGUUUUUCAGGGAAACAGGGAGUGAGAGAGUGGUUGGUUGUUGUCCUUCCAUUUCUUUCUGGAUCCCAGAAUGCUAUGAAGAGCAAUUUUGUUAUUUUGAGUCAGCGACUUCAGCCCUAAUUUCAGUUAUGUGCAAUUUGUUGGGGCCUAGAUAUUACUCCUACAGUAUUCAUUUUAAUGGCAUCAUUAAGCAUGUUAUUAUCCAUUUCUCUCCUCUGCCCAUCAGCCGUCAAGCUUCUCCAAGGUUACACUAGCCCAUUUCCUCUUUGGAGAUGAGGAAUGUCCUUCCCAUCCACCAGAGCAAGAGCCUAUACAAGGAACUGUCAUGUGGGCAGACAUCGAAGGGUAUUUGUGCUGUCACUGGCAUUGCAGUGAUGGAGAGCAUUUUUCAGGUAUGUUGACAACUCCCUUCCCAGGCAGUGAUGUGUAUAUCUUCAUCACUGCAAGGACUGCCUAACGCUUGCACCAUUUCAGUGCACGUAUUCUCCCUCACAUACAUGGACAGGAGCAUCUGUCACUAGCUUGGUCAGCCACAUUCCACGUCCAUCCUGAACCAGCUCCUGCUUUUUAUGCUUAUGAGAGCUUGGUCUCAUCACAGCAGAGUAACAGGCAUAGUUGGCCAGGUAACUACUUCCGUCCCAGGGUAGGCACAACCAAUCCACCCUGCCCAAGCCACUAGUCAAGCCCAGGUCACCUGGGUCAUAGUCAGGACUUUCUGUCUAGACCAGUGGCCUGCCUUUAGCUGUGGAUUUAUCGUCUAAUUAUCUUGAACUGUAUUCUUUCUAUAUGGAUGACUCUAUUCAUAGUGUAGAAUCACACCUUUCUGGUUCUCACACACAUUCCUAUUAUCCCCACCUUUGGCAACAUUCAUUGCAGAAAAGUUAAGAUUCAUUCAUGGAAGAACCCGGUUCCUUGUUCUUUUAAUCUUGGCUAUCUCCAGGGGCAUUUCCAGACUUAGAAAUGGAGGCAUCAUUUUUGUGUCUAUGUGACUUGGCUACUGCAGGAGUUUUCUUCAGCCACUAGAUUGUUCAGAUAUACUCAGAGUGUAUUAGAAGUCACUAUAGUGCUUUUUGAGCAGGCUACCAAUGAGACCAGGUGAGAAAUGUUCCUUUUCAAGGUAGAGAGAGAGGCAGCCUGUCCUUCCUCAAACAUUUAGUCUUUAAAUUUGUCUCACAUGUCUCAGGUACCUCUUCGUUCUGCACCAUUAGGGUACAUGCUGUUUUUUUUCCAGCAUACUUUGAUGUGGUGGAAGAAAGAACUCUGACCUAGCAUAGGCUGGUGAAACAGUUUCUGGACAGGAUUGUUCAUCUCUGCACUGUGGUUAGGAAGGCUUUUGCAUCUUGUGACCAGAACGUCAUGUUCAGCUUGUUGCUUUAGACUCUGUGUAGAGUAGCCUGGUCAACAGACCUGCUGUUUGUAUCCUGAAGAAUGAUUUCCCUGAUGACCAUUCAUAAAGGCGGUCUUUUUGUUGUUAUCCAUCUGUCUUUGUUCCUCCCACAAAAUGGACAAAUGAAUCCUUGUUUACUCCUGAAGGUGAUUUUUGAGCUAUCACUUAUUCAACCCAUUCAUGUUCUUCCCAAGGUUGAAAGUAGAAACUGAGUUCUCUGUGCUUUGGAUCUGUACCUUCAGGUGCAGUUUUGCCUGUGUCAGAUCCACAAUCAGAGGCAGGUGGACCAACUGGUUCUUUUCUUUCUUCAGGUCAGGGAGGGUAGUACAUUUGCCGCUCAGAUCCUUCAUCUCCAUUUGUCCCUAGAAGGUUAUUAGCCAUUUGAAGUAAUGUUGAUAGGACUUUCUACCUGUGGAUGGCUGCCUUUCAUGCAUGUUUCAGGAAUGCAUCCAUGGUAUACAUCUGUGCCCUUUCCACCUGGCCAUUGGUUUAUACUUAGCCAAACACUGUAGUUUUUCUGUAGUCCAAAAGCAGAACAUCUUUGAGAUUGCUAUCAUUCAGGGCAUUUUGACCUGAAGCUGUCAUCAUCUGUUUUGCUACCUUAUAUUACUGUGGCAUUUGUUGAGAUUCUGCACAACUGAUUAUUAACCCACUGUAGGCGACACUCUGAUAUAAGAUGCAGCAGAUGCUCUUUAAGCAGGAUGGUCACACUGCGAGCCUCGCUGUCACCAUCCACCCCUUUGCUUGAGAUGUUACAGGUGCUCAUUUUGGCAACAGGACUUCUUGUAAGUAAAUUUAAAUUUAUACCUAAUGUAUCCUUGUCGGUUGUAUAUAUUUUAUAGUCGUAAACUCUGGUUCAAGUGGGAGUCAAGAACUUAGGCUUCUAGGUGUGAGAAGGGGGCAUACACAUCCUGAAUACAAGAGUAUGAGAUUUUUAAAAGAGCAUGUGAUGGCACACAGAGGAUGCACCUAGGUCUCCUGCCCCUACAGAGAAACUUAUCAGGAGCUCAGGAUCCUGUCACUUUUGACAUCAUUCCGGUUAUAUGAGUACAUAUGUCAGUGUAUGAAAAAUGUAGCAUUGUGCCAAAUGUAGAUCACACCUGAAGUGUACAUAUCAUGAGGAUGCUGUCAUGGCAGGUUCCAGACUUUCAAAGAUCACAAUUGAAGAGUUCAUAUUGUGAUGAUACAAUUAUGGCAGGUUCCAGGCUUUCAUAGAACAACUCAGUUUUUUAUGCUCAAUAUUCUGUAUCAUUAGUAUUUGAUAUAUGAUUUUAAGCACUCUAGAAUACUGUAUUUAUUUGAUAUGUGUGAAUAUGUUAAUAAAUAAAAUGUUUUGUACUUUUCUAUGGGUAAACAGAGAUAUUUUUAAUUAUAUUUUUCUACUGAUUUUUCCACUGUUCAUUUUACUUGUGUGUGAUGCAUGUUAAAUUAUUUUAGAGUGUAUUGUAAUUUAUAACUUGUCUGCUUAUCAGUGUGUGCUUUUAUGUGUAUAUCUACAAAUUGGCUUCUUCUGAUUGAUUUUAAUCCAGUCUGGAAAAAUAUACAAAACAAUAAAAUGGUGUUUUUACUUCCUGAUUUUUUAAA